AUUGUGACAGUUAAUUUAUUACAUUUAUCGACCACACUUUAAAUAAUCUUAACUAAUAACAUCUUGCCUAUUGGUUAUUCUACAUUAAUUACAUUGGAUAUUCGCUUUUUCUUUUUAAUUUGUUUUCUUUCAUCUUCUUCCACAACAACAACUUACACUAUUCAAUUCUCAUCUCUUAUUCAUCAUUUACCUUUACCAACAUUUGUUUAUACUAUUAUAUUUUUUUUUGUUUUCGUUUUUCGUUUAUCAUUGAUUGUUUUUUUUCUAAUUGUGUUUUUAUUGUAAAUGAACCGAGAAUAUGAGCGACGUCUUCUACGGACUUUAAACAGUAAAAAUACUAUUGAAGUUCCGUCUAGUGAUGGACAGAAUCCGACUUCACCGAGGUCGCCUUUGGCCAAUGAAAGAUAUAUUAGUGAUAGAUAUACACCUAUCAGAGAAUCACCCAACUGGAACAUAAGGUUUACAAUGAUACAGCAACAAGAAGGUGUAAAGACUCCACAACCAAGGAAGGCUAAAGAAGCUUCAACCGAUAACUGCAAAGACACAAUAGCCUAUCAAUGCUUGCUUAAAAAUGAACUUCUUGGAGCUGGAAUCGAAGAUAUCAAAGAGCAAGUGGAAGAGAGACGAGUUUUCGCACCAUUGACUACAAGAAAUUUAUUUACGUAUCGUGUCCGAGACAGCCAUAGUUUGGUCGAACCUUCAUCUCCUUAUUCACUUUCUCCAGUUAGUAGUAAAAGUCAGAAACUUCUUCGAUCUCCAAGGAAAACAGCUCGAAAAAUAUCCAAAAUACCAUAUAAAGUUCUAGACGCUCCCGAGCUUCAUGACGAUUUCUAUCUCAAUCUAGUUGACUGGUCUUCAACAAACAUUUUAAGUGUUGGGCUUGGUACCUGUGUUUAUCUAUGGAGUGCAUGUACAUCACAAGUAACUCGUCUUUGUGAUUUAUCUUCCGACAACGAUUCAGUUACAUCAGUCUCAUGGGCUGAAAGAGGACACUCGGUUGCGGUUGGGACUCAUAAGGGUUUGGUCCAAAUUUGGGAUGUUGUAGCCAACAAACGAAUCAAUGUUCUCGAAGGUCACACCGCCAGAGUAGGUGCUUUAGCCUGGAAUGGUGAUGUGUUAUCGUCGGGAAGUCGCGAUAGAAAUAUAUUACAACGAGAUGUACGAGAUCCUCAAAUUGUACCUAACCGAAGGCUGCAAGGUCAUCGGCAAGAGGUUUGUGGUCUUAAAUGGUCACCAGAUAAUCAACAUUUAGCCUCCGGAGGGAAUGAUAAUAAACUUUUCGUCUGGAAUCUAAGCCAUUUGACUCCGGUCCAAACUUACACUGAGCAUGUAGCUGCUGUUAAAGCAAUCGCUUGGUCACCUCAUCAUCAUGGACUAUUAGCAAGUGGAGGUGGAACAGCUGAUCGACACAUUAGAUUCUGGAAUACUCUUACGGGUCAACCCAUGCAGUAUGUUGAUACAGGGUCUCAAGUUUGCAAUUUAGCUUGGUCAAAACAUUCAUCUGAAUUAGUUAGCACUCAUGGUUACUCACAGAAUCAAAUUCUUGUCUGGAAAUAUCCUACAUUAAUGCAAGUUGCCAAACUAUCCGGACAUUCCUAUCGAGUACUUUAUCUAGCAAUGUCUCCCGACGGUGAAUCAAUUGUGACAGGAGCGGGUGAUGAGACACUCAGAUUUUGGAAUGUAUUUAACAAGACGAGAUCACAUAAAGAACCAAAAUCUCUGCUCAACCUGUUUUCAAGUAUUCGUUGAAAAUUUCUACUUCCAAUUUCCUUCCACCCAAUUUUCACCUUUCGAGAAAAAGAACAAAAAAACGGAAAAAUCUAAACAAAACGCUUUCUAUUACGUAACAAAAAUCCUUAUAUAAUUAAACGUAAAUCACAAAAUUAAAA
Panonychus citri (citrus red mite) is the source of this 1889-nucleotide messenger RNA. It is a transcript of the gene fzr, whose product is annotated as fizzy-related protein homolog. The transcript has 6 exons. Gene Ontology annotation, molecular function: ubiquitin ligase activator activity; protein binding; anaphase-promoting complex binding. The record is from RefSeq and is a predicted model, not a curated record. NCBI's taxonomy places the organism in Eukaryota, Metazoa, Arthropoda, Arachnida, Trombidiformes, Tetranychidae. Bases 286 to 1749 code for a protein of 487 amino acids. Gene Ontology annotation, cellular component: anaphase-promoting complex. Gene Ontology annotation, biological process: anaphase-promoting complex-dependent catabolic process; positive regulation of anaphase-promoting complex-dependent catabolic process; positive regulation of ubiquitin protein ligase activity.